Molecule: messenger RNA, 1583 nt
Organism: Plutella xylostella (diamondback moth)
Lineage: Eukaryota; Metazoa; Arthropoda; Insecta; Lepidoptera; Plutellidae
Source: RefSeq, a predicted model, not a curated record
UUUACAGACAUUCUUUCUACAGAUGAACUUAAUAAUUCAAUGAAUUCGCUAUUUUAUAUAGCGCAAACUCAAAGUUUUAGUCAUGAACAUUCAAUUUUAUCGAAAGGACAACCACUUAGUCCCAAAUCUAGGAUUUUAUCUUUAGACCCGUUUCUCGACGAAAAUAAUUUAAUUAGAGUUGGAGGGCGUUUAAGUGCCUCUGACUACGCUUACCAAAAGAAGCACCCGAUACUUCUUGACUCGUCUCAUAUUUUGACUAAAUUAAUAUUUGAACAUGAGCACUUGCGCAGCAUGCAUGCCGGACCUCAACUGUUACUGGCUACUGUUCGAGAAACAGUUUGGUCUACUAAUGGUAGACAUAUUGCGCGACGCACUGUCUAUAAUUGUGUACGAUGUCGACGAGUGCAAGGCAAAACAUUAUGUCCCAAAAUGGGAAACCUACCAUCGCAAAGAAUUACUGCUGAUUUUCCAUUUUUAUCAGUUGGACUAGACUUCGCCGGGCCAUUUUACACAAUAAACCGUAAAGGUCGCGGAGCUAAAAUAACAAAAACUUAUUUAUGCCUUUUUGUUUGCCUACGAUACAAAUGCAUUCAUCUUGAGGCUGUGAGUGAUUUAACUAAAGACGCGUUCGAAAUGACCCUACGGAGAUUCGUGGCGCGCCGUGGCCGACCAGCGGAAAUAUUUUGCGACAACGGUCGAAAUUUUGUUGCCGCUGCCAAGGAACUCGGUUCUUUCCUAAACAAUAAUGUCAAUCCUCUUUCUGAGCUUGCAUCUCACGAAGGUUUCAAAUUUAUUUUUACUCCUGCUUACGCUCCUCACUUUGGCGGCAUUUGGGAAGCUGGGGUGAAAUCCGCUAAAUUCCACAUAAAACGUGUCAUAGGGAACACUCACCUUACUUUCGAAGAAAUUUCUACUCUUUUCGCACAAGUGGAGGCAAUUCUAAAUAGCCGUCCCUUAUAUCCCCUAUCAUCCUGUCCUAACGACUUCCUUUUCCUCUCCCCAGGGCACUUCAUCAUAGGAAGAGCACUGAAUGCACUGCCUGCCAAAGAUCUGACAGAUUUCAAGGAAGGUGGACUAAAUAGAUACAAGCGUCUAGAGCAAAUACGCCAGCAUUUUUGGCUGCGCUGGCAGAAAGAAUAUAUCGCUGAACUUCAGCUACGAACAAAAUGGCGAACGAACAAAGGCCAACUCAAUGUAGGAGAUCUGGUCUUACUACAAGAAGACUUCGUUCCACCGCUAAGUUGGCGCCUCGGAAGAGUAGUACGGCUGUUCCCUGGUGCAGAUGGAGUGUCUCGUGUAGCGGACAUCAACACUACGCGCGGCUGCAUCCGGCGUCCACUGGUUCGCCUGUGUCCACUACCCACGACGGAAGACCUUAAGAAGAGUUGAAAGAUCCCUUUCAACGGGGGGGAGUAUGUUGGCGCACGGGCGCAACAUUGCUAUUCAGCGUAUUCAGGCGCUUAACGUUUUAAAAUUAUUAAUUGUUCUCCUACCUCAUAUAAUUAACAUUGUACUUCGAUCAACGUAUUCGGCUUAUCAACAUCAAAAUUGUAUCCAAAUUGCAUUAAACUGUUAAAAGUGAA